Molecule: messenger RNA, 1479 nt
Organism: Mycena citricolor
Lineage: Eukaryota; Fungi; Basidiomycota; Agaricomycetes; Agaricales; Mycenaceae
Source: the annotation of a GenBank genome assembly
CUCCCACCGUCAGCUACCCAGUCACGGUCCUCGACCCCCCGGGUCAUGCCCGCCUCGCUUGUGCUGCGAGAUCCUUGGCCAGAGCGUACACCCGAACCGAGGGCCGCAAGCAAGGCCGGCGCCAUUUCACCGCGGGAUGCAGCUUACAGGCUCCGUGUCGGGACGUCCAAGUCCAAGCUUGCACGACAGAUCGUAGCGGACCAGAGCACCGUCGCGGCUGCCAAGACACAAUGCGAAACGUUCUCUGGGAAUGAGGUCAUGUCGUGCUUCCCGACUGCUGACAUCGUCAUACCACAGCAUCAAUGGGCUACUUUCGUUUGGAACUCAAACAAUCCACUUUUUGUUCAGAGUAACCGUGUCGACGUCUACCUAUUCCACGGAGACUCGUUACAGCAAAUUUUUCGGAUACCCAAUCUUGUCAACCCGAAGAAUCAAGCUGGUUCUGUCACUGCGCAGGUCAACGAUUCAUGGUGGGGAACCCGAGGAUCCAACUGGGCGGGGCAAAACAUUUCAUAUCCCUUCUACUGGCUUAUCCAGCCCGCGGGGGAGAGUCUCACAGAUGGUCUACAGAGACCCCAGGCCACUUUUUCGGCCGUUCAAACCACGUUCGCGGACUCUGUUGUUUCAUCCAUGCUAUCUAGUUCUUCUGUUGCGUCUCUUGCCUCCAAAUCGGCUUCCCUUGCGUCGGUUUCACUUUCCCUGGCCCAUCAGACAGCUACAACGACCACAAGUGCUGCCGGGGGGUUCUCGACAGGGGGCCUGGUCACUGGAUCCGUCCAGGCCAGCACCGGCGAUCCGUUCCCGUCUUGGGCGAUUGGGGUUAUCGUUGUUGGACUCGUCCUAUUGGUGUCGGUCGUGGCAUUGAUGCUUUUUGGCAUCUAUUAUCUCCGAGAGCGGGAACGACACCGGGGCGGACCGUACUCUCAAACAGGUUCUCCGCUGUCUGGGGGCCCUGAUAUGGCGCAAGCAGACGAAGCCAUUGUCGGUGGCGCUAUUGGUGCAGGUGGCGGGAAUCGACUGGCGCGGGAAUCGAGCACCACCUCACAUGGGCACCGGACGUCGCAGUCGCUCUCUCACGGGCACUCUCAGCGGACGACCUCACCCGAUUCGGCGCUGACCCGAGCGUUUUCGGGUGCGGAUGCUGCUAUCAUGGCCCAGGCGUUCCGCAAAGAACUUCGUCACGCUGGUGGCCCGCUGGAUGAAGAAGAAGAGGACCCGGAGGGGGCCAGGACACCCGUUCGCCAUGAACACGAUACCUUGCUGUGAUUCUUACUCACAUAGAUGUUUCUUUCUCCUCGGACUUAUCCACUGUAUUGUAAGUGGUCGUUACCCCUCGUUUCUUGGACAAGUGAAGAUAUCAUUAUUUGUACCUUCUUGUAUUCACAUUCACAUCGGCAUCGGUAUCCCUAUUCCCGCUCCUCACUCGCUAUGUCUCGCGCGGGUUGAUUUCCAGAAGGCAUUUUGGUUGGAAAUUUGAGC